AUCUCCCUUCCCAUCCACGUUCGGCCACUUCCUCCUUUCUCAAGCUCUCUCUCCUCUCCUCGCAGUCGCAGCGCAGUAGUCUCUAGGGUUUUAGCGGGCGGUUGUCCUCCACCCGCUCGCCGCGUGGCCGCCGCCUUCUCCCCGCGCCACCGCCGAUGGACGUCGACUCCGACCCAGCCGCCGCGGGCAAGCCCACCCAGAUGGACCUCGAGGACCAGACUGACGCGAAGGGGAAGGGGAAGAGCGAGGAGCUCGCGGACUCCAUCGGGAGCCUCUCCAUCGGCCCGGAGCGCACCAAUUUCAAGAAGAAGCCGGUGAUCAUCAUCGUCAUCGGCAUGGCCGGGACGGGGAAGACAACUUUUAUGCACCGACUGGUAUGCCACACCCAGGCUUCAAACAUGAGGGGUUAUGUGCUCAACCUUGACCCUGCGGUGAUGACGCUGCCGUUUGGGGCCAACAUAGAUAUCCGUGAUACCGUUCGGUACAAGGAGGUGAUGAAGGAGUAUGGUCUUGGCCCCAAUGGCGGUAUCCUCACCUCUCUCAACCUAUUCUCCACCAAGUUUGACGAGGUUAUAUCUGUUAUUGAAAGACGAGCCGACCAGCUGGAUUAUGUCCUGGUGGACACGCCAGGGCAGAUUGAAAUCUUCACUUGGUCGGCUUCAGGAGCUAUCAUAACAGAAGCUUUUGCAUCGACAUUUCCAACAGUUGUCGCAUAUGUUGUUGACACCCCCAGAUCAACGAGCCCUGUUACUUUCAUGAGCAACAUGCUUUAUGCCUGCAGUAUUCUGUACAAGACCCGCUUACCGAUGAUUCUGACAUUUAAUAAGGUUGAUGUUGCCAAGCAUGAGUUUGCUCUUGAGUGGAUGGAAGACUUUGAGGCGUUUCAGACCGCCUUGGAUUCUGACUCAUCAUACUCCUCUACAUUUACCCGAAGCCUCUCUCUUGUCCUGGAUGAGUUUUACAAAAAUCUGCGGUCUGUUGGAGUAUCUGCCGUAUCUGGCGCUGGAGUCAAUUCAUUUUUUGAAGCUAUUGAAGCAAGUGCCAAAGAAUACAUGGAGAAUUACAGGGCUGAUCUUGACAAGAGGAUUGCUGAAAAAGAGAGGUUAGAGGCUGAGCGUAGGAAGGAGAACAUGGAAAGGUUGCAAAGAGACAUGGAAAACUCUAAAGGACAGACUGUUGUGCUCAGCACUGGUUUGAAGGACAAAAAUCGUGCUACGGAUAUGAUGGAUGAUGCUGAUGAGGAGGAAGAGGAGGCGGCAUUAGAAGAUUUCAGGAUUUCUGAGGAUGAUGAGGAUGAGGAUGAGGAUGAAGGGGAAGAUGAAGAAGUGGAGCAUUUUGGCUUAUAAGGUGACUGAACGUAGCGUUUACUUGACGGUGUUUAGGAGAACCUAGUCAUGCCUGGUGUUUCUUUCCAGGUGAUUAAAACGGAAAUGAAAUUGUCAAUAUCAUAUCAGUAGGGGUGGCUGAUUGCUAGUCUGUAAAUCGACUCUUCUCUGGGUCAAUCUCGUAUGCUCAUGUCGGCAAUGUAUGCCACGAUUCUAUAAAACUUGAUAUUGAACUUC
Oryza sativa Japonica Group (Japanese rice) is the source of this 1562-nucleotide messenger RNA. Its product is annotated as GPN-loop GTPase QQT2. Lineage: Eukaryota; Viridiplantae; Streptophyta; Magnoliopsida; Poales; Poaceae. Gene Ontology annotation, molecular function: GTPase activity. The record is from RefSeq and is a predicted model, not a curated record.